Molecule: messenger RNA, 2174 nt
Organism: Dalotia coriaria
Lineage: Eukaryota; Metazoa; Arthropoda; Insecta; Coleoptera; Staphylinidae
Gene: Rph
Product: Rabphilin
Exons: 6
Coding region: 184-1872 (562 amino acids)
Biological process (GO): spontaneous neurotransmitter secretion; regulation of calcium ion-dependent exocytosis; intracellular protein transport
Cellular component (GO): membrane; synapse
Molecular function (GO): small GTPase binding
Source: RefSeq, a predicted model, not a curated record
GCGUUGUAAUUGUUACUACAACGAUAUAAACAAACAAUUCGAAUAAUUAUUAACAUAAAUUGUUGCUAUUUGAACAAUUUUAUUGAUAGAAUAAGUUUCAAAGAAAUUUUUAAAGAAAUUUUAAAGAAAUUUGUUUUGAAUUAUUGGAUUAAACUGUAAAUAUUGUGUGAAUGAUGUGUCAAUAUGGUUGAUUUGGGUGAGAACAAGAACCGAUUCGUAUGUCCGAACGAUCGUCAAUUAUCACUGAGAGCAAAGUUAAAAACAGGAUGGAGCGUGAAAACAUCAUCGUACGGGCAGAGGCAGCAGUUGGAGCCGAUAAAUAUCGAAGAACAAGAGACUAUUAUCGAGGUAAUUAAACGGAAUGAGCAGUUGGAGUGCAUGGAGCAGGAACGAGUUGGAAAAUUGAUGGAACGAUUGGAGAAACUGAGAAGAAAUGCACUUGGGAAGACACAGAAGCAGUGUUUACUUUGUGGAGAGCAUUUUGGUUUCCUUGGAACGCAGAAAUUAACUUGCAACGACUGCAAACAGAGUGUUUGCCAUAAAUGUUCGAUUGAUGGAUCAAUUAGUUGUUUGUGUCUGAUUUGUUCGGAAACGAGAGAAGUUUGGAAGAAAUCAGGCGCCUGGUUCUUCAAAUCUUUCCCAAAAUUUGUACUGCCACCACCUAUCAAUUCGUCAAUGGCAAGGAAAUCUAAAAUCGACGAGGAAGACAAUAGCAGCGACGAUGAACCGAAGCCACGGAUGUGGAAAGUCGAGAGGAGGAACUCAAGUACUGAGAGUACUCAACUUCAAGACUCUCUGGAGUAUUCCCGUCAAGCAAGCAGUUCCGAGUCGCAAAUCUCCAAAGACGAAGGCUACGAUUUCGAUACGAUGUCCCGACGAGAGUCACUUUUAUCCCGCUCGGUCUCCGAACUCUACUGGAGCGACGACCGCAUCUCACCGGGCGCCUCCAGCCUGGCGUCCAUCUUCAAAAACCCGGCCGAUGAACGUAAGCAGCUGGACGCGUCCCUGGGGAUCAUGGAAUUGGCGCUAACGUACGACCCCAUCACGUCCACCCUCCACUGCACGAUUUAUCGCUGCAAGAAUCUGAUCCCGAUGGACAUAAACGGCCUCAGCGAUCCGUACUGCAAGAUCAAUGUGCUUCCCAGCGUCAACAAGUCCACAAGGCUCAAGACUAAAACCGUCCACAAGACGAGGAAUCCGGAGUUUAAUGAGUAUCUUACUUUUUAUGAGAUUACCGAGAGUGAUCUGGCGAGGAAAGCGCUGCAUGUGAUUGUUGUGGAUGAUGAUAAAUAUGGGGAUGAUUAUAUGGGAGAGAUAAGGGUGCCACUUGCGAAAUUAAAAGUUCAAAACACUGUUUAUUUAACUCUUCCAUUGGAACGUCUCACACCAGAAAACAAAGUUCCUGGACUUGAACUAACAGAAUGGUUUGAUGACUACGGUACAUCCCGAGGACAAAUAUUAAUUUCUUUAUGUUAUAACACAAAGAAAAGGGCACUGCUUGUAACAAUAAUGCGCUGUGCAAAUUUACUACCGAUGGAUAACAACGGAUAUUCAGAUCCGUUUGUCAAGCUACACCUCCGGCCUGAUCCAUAUCAUCGAAAACACAAAACCACCACGAAGAGGAAAUGUUUAAAUCCUGUUUACAACGAAGAAUUCGCAUUUGAGAGUCGUCCUAAUGAAUUGGCAACGCAGGCGUUGCACAUAGCUGUGUGGGAUAAAGAUUUUGGUAAACCUAAUGACUACCUAGGAGGGUUGGUUAUUGGUGGAGCAGGAUCAAAAGGACAACGACUCAAACACUGGCUGGAUAUGAUACAUUAUCCUGACCACAGGCAUGAAUUAUGGCAUAAUCUAACUGAAAAUCAAACAGAGUAAGGUAUGUUUAGUUACAAUGUAUUAAAGUUGAAGUAAUGACCAAUCAUGAUGACCACAAUGUUAUAUAUCAAAAGAAUAGUAUAUAAUAUGAUAUAUUUUUGAAUUUAUAAGUAUAUAUUAGAUUGUUUUAAUGGAGAUAACUUAUUUAUAUCAUAUGAAAUGCUUAUUUUUGAAUAAUCAAGGUUUUUGAUGCUUUACAAAACGAAGAAUUGUGUAUAUUUGGAUAGUUUAUAUUUAUUAUGUCCAGAAAUAAAUUAUUAUACAAGAUGAAGCUAAGCAACAAAUAAAUAUUUUAACAGCUU